Eublepharis macularius is the source of this 2528-nucleotide messenger RNA. It is a transcript of the gene GUF1, whose product is annotated as GTP binding elongation factor GUF1. Bases 333 to 2330 code for a protein of 665 amino acids. Gene Ontology annotation, cellular component: mitochondrion. NCBI's taxonomy places the organism in Eukaryota, Metazoa, Chordata, Lepidosauria, Squamata, Eublepharidae. Gene Ontology annotation, biological process: positive regulation of translation. Gene Ontology annotation, molecular function: GTPase activity; mitochondrial ribosome binding; GTP binding. The transcript is spliced from 18 exons. The record is from RefSeq and is a predicted model, not a curated record.
GAGGACCCGUGUCCGUGCCUUUUCUCUCGCCUUCCGGUUCCGGUUCCGGUUCCUUUCCCCCCGCUCAGCUGGUUCCGCCCGUGGGGACGGACCAGUUCAGUCAGUAACCUCUGGAGGUGCGGAUCUUUCUGGGACCUGUCAACCGUGCUUUUCUUUCUAAAAAACUACUUUACUCUGUCUUUUGGAAAUGCAUUUGUGUUAAGUGCUUAUUUGGCUGGUUAUAGCAACAAGCAUUUGUUAUGAAGAACCAUGUCUGAAUCUAUGCACAAUCCUCAAAGCUUUGCGUGCCACUCUUCAGUUUGAAUUGUAAUUCACCCAACCAUCCUGCAAUCAUGUUUGCGCUUACAGAAAGGACAUGGUGUCUGUUUGUCAGACUUAGGAGGUCAUACCAUACUAUUGUUUUGUCAUAUCUUCCUGUGCGGAUGGAGAAACCACCUGCACGUUGUCCCACAUUCCUCAGGCAAUAUUGCUCUGACGCCCUCAAGGAUGUUGUGGAUAUGUCCCUAUUUCCUGCAGAGAACAUUAGGAAUUUCAGCAUCAUUGCUCAUGUGGACCAUGGCAAAAGUACACUGGCAGACAGGCUGCUGGAAAUCACAGGAACAAUUGCCAAAAGUGCCCAUAAUAAACAAGUGCUGGAUAAGUUGCAAGUGGAACGGGAAAGAGGAAUCACUGUCAAAGCACAGACGGCAUCUCUCUUUUAUAACCAGAAAGGAACAAAUUACCUUUUAAAUCUCAUUGACACGCCUGGCCAUGUGGAUUUUAGUUAUGAAGUAUCACGAUCGUUGUCUGCCUGUCAAGGUGUCUUGCUUGUUGUGGAUGCAAAUGAGGGCAUUCAAGCUCAAACAGUAGCAAAUUUCUAUCUUGCUUUUGAAGCACAACUAUCAAUAAUUCCUGUUAUAAAUAAGAUUGAUCUAAAGAAUGCCGAUCCUGAGAGGGUUGAAAAACAAAUUGAAAAGAUUUUUGAUAUCCCCAGAGAAGACUGUAUUAGGAUUUCUGCUAAACUAGGAACAAAUGUUGAAAGAAUACUUCAGGAAAUUAUUGAAAGGAUACCCCCGCCUGCUGUUUGCACACAUGACCCAUUGAAGGCUCUGGUGUUCGAUUCCACUUUUGAUCACUACAGAGGGGUUGUUGCUAAUGUAUCACUGUUUGGUGGGGAGGUCCACAAGGGUCAGAAGAUAACAUCAGCUUACACAAAGAAGACUUAUGAAGUUAAUGAAGUAGGAAUUCUGACACCCAGUGAGCAACCAACAGAUAAAUUAUACGCGGGCCAUGUGGGCUAUCUGAUUGCUGGAAUGAAAGAUAUCACGGAAGCCCAAAUAGGAGAUACUCUCUAUUUACAUAACCAGCCAGUGGAGCCAUUGCCUGGGUUCCAAUCAGCGAAGCCCAUGGUCUUUGCAGGAAUGUACCCAGUAGACCAGUCGGAGUACAGCAACCUGAAAAGCGCUAUAGACAAACUGACGCUCAAUGAUUCCAGUGUUGCUGUUCACCGCGACAGCAGCCUCGCGUUGGGCGCCGGGUGGAGGUUGGGUUUCCUUGGCCUUUUACAUAUGGAAGUUUUUAAUCAGCGUUUGGAACAAGAAUACAACGCAUCUGUCAUCUUGACAGCACCCACAGUUCCCUAUAAGGCAGUUCUGUCGUCAGCAAAAUUGAUAAAGGCACAUAGGGAAGAGGAGAUAACCAUCAUAAAUCCUGCAGAAUUUCCUGAUAAGUCAGUUGUGGUGGAAUAUUUGGAGCCUACUGUGAUGGGAACCAUCAUAACACCUGACGAACAUAUGGGCAAAAUAAUCACUCUGUGUCAGACUCGAAGGGCUGUUCAGAAAGACCUGGCAUACAUUGAUGAUCACAGAGUCAUGAUGAAGUAUCUCUUUCCGCUAAAUGAAAUUGUAGUGGAUUUUUACGAUGCUUUGAAAUCCCUCUCCUCUGGAUAUGCCAGUUUUGACUAUGAAGAUGCAGGAUACCAGACUGCAGAUCUUGUCAAGGUGGACAUUUUCUUAAAUGGAAGUGCUGUGGAAGAACUGACAACUAUUGUACACAAGGACAAAGUAUACAAAGAGGGUAAAGCUAUGUGUGAACGCUUAAAAGAUGUUAUUCCCAGACAGCUGUUUGAAAUUGCAAUUCAAGCAGCAGUUGGAAACAAAGUAAUUGCAAGAGAAACGGUGAAAGCAUAUAGGAAAAAUGUCCUGGCAAAAUGUUACGGUGGAGACAUUUCACGGAAAAUGAAGCUUUUGAAGAGGCAAGCAGAAGGAAAGAAGAAGAUGAGAAAAAUCGGGAAUGUUGAAGUGCCCAAGGAUGCAUUCAUCAGUGUUUUAAAGAGACAGCUUGAUAAGUAGUUGAAAGUCAACAAGUAUUACUUCCAGCUUCUUUGGAGUCAAGUUAUAGAAUGGCCAGUGCUGUUUGCAAGCUGGGCGGGAGGUCUUGAAUCUCAUAUGCAGUGUGAGUGUAAAUAGACAAAUGUGAUAGAAACUUCCUUAAAUUGUGUGUGUAUAUAACUAUUUUACUGUUCAAUAAAACCUCCUGUAUCACCACAA